CAUACCCUAGAAGAAGAAGAAGAAAUUUUUAUUAUUAUUGUUCAUUAUUUUUCUGAAAAGUGAGAAAAAAAUGAAGUAAUUUUGGAUAUUGGUGUAAUUUUAACAAUCAAAUGGAUUAUAUUGCGUCAAGCUCGUAAUGAAAUUCUAAUCAUACGCUGAAUGUAUUCCGCAAAUAUAAAGAAAUAAAGGAAAAACCAUCAUGACUACGAUGCUAUCAAGGCACAAAUUUUAUUGUUAAAAUAAAUUUCAUUUCUGUGGAUGUGUGAAGUUAUAAAUAUCGAAAGUCUCUGCACAACUCCAGUAAAGUAAUUAUUCAUGUGAUUAGAUAUGCUGAAAAUAGUUUCCAAAAUGAAUGACGACAAUUGAUACAAUUUAGAGACUCAGCUAUACACAAUCUUGUGGGGAACAUAUUUGCUUAAUCUAACGCCAUUCCAAAACUACUGUGAAAAUGUUCAGUGGCACGGAAUCACAGAAAACCACAUUUCUGGAUAAGACCAAGGCAGCCAGAGAAGAAAGAGCUCUUGAAAAGAAACGCACUGAGGCAGCCAUUAAAAUACAAUCAACUGUUAAAGGAUUUUUGUGUCGCAGGCGUUUUCUAAAGCGCAUAUUACAUGACUUUGAUACCCUUUUCCCGAAUAAUUCUGCCGGCGAUGAACACAAAGAAAAAAUUGAGUUAUACGCAGCCUCUGUUGUGUAUCCGGUUUGUUUGCGUUUCUUGGCAAAUUAUAAAUUAUGCAAAGAUAAUGAAGAAACACGUGAACGCAUUGAACGUUUAUGUCGCUAUUUGAAUAAGUCAAUGGAAAGUGAUUCUCCCAAGCUUUCGUACGCCACUUUGUGUUUGCAAAAAGAAAAGAGCUUGGCAUGGAUAGCACACAUAAAGACUCUGCUUAAUUUCAUUCUUCAGCUGCUUCAGGACAUUAAACCAGAAAAUCAUGCAGAUAGCAUAUCAUUGGCUCUAUACCUGCACACAUUGGUGGUGUUCACUUCACCAAAAUCAUGGGGAAUUUUACGUAUAAAACAGUUUGAAAAAGUACAACCAGCAUUGCAGAAAAUAUGCUGUAAUAUUCAAGGCAAUCUUAUACAAAAUGAUUUCUUCAAAAUAAUGAGAAGUCUCCUCCUGAAGGGAACUGCACGCGAAGACCUUUCAUUGAAACCCGUUUCAUUGAUUGCCAUAAUGACUUUGUGCACACGUCCAUUGUUGGAUGGUGAUUUUUCACGUAAUAUAAUGGCUCAGUUUCUUAUUGAGAUAUUAUCAGUGCCGGCGCUGGUUUAUCAUUUGAAUGCUGUCGCUCCACAAUGCAUUGAACAAAUGUCCUCAAUGUGGAUUCUGAAACGAGCCUUAAACAUAUCGGAAGAUAUGAACUGGUUUAAGGAUUAUGGUUCCAGUAUGCCGGGUACCAAAAGUUUGGCUUUGUUGGGAAACAUAAUUAAUUUGUUUAAUAUAGAAAAUGUGGCUGAGGCCAAGCUUUUGGCUUAUCCCCUGUUGACGAACACUGUAACAAUGCUUUUUGAAAAUAUACCCAGCACAUCUUCUUCAAAGGGCGUGUUUACACAGUGGCAUGAAUUGCUAGGCUGGCAUACGCCCUCCAAAGAUCCAGCACAAAAUCAAUGUGUUGCCAUAAUUAAAAAACAAUUUCACAUGUUGUGGGCAUUACGUUGUCUACAGAUACUAUUGGGAGACCUUCUUAAGGAAAUCAAUGUGAAUUUUGAACGUAUUGAAUUUCAGGCACCCAGUCUGGCCUCUACAAGCAAUUUGUUGCGAAGAGCUCUUGAACGUAGUUCAACACGCACAAAUCUAAACAAAUCUGCCAAGGUUGCAUGGCGUAAAUUGGAUUCUCCGGAAGUAAUACAGGUCUCGCGUAUUUGCGCCAUGUAUUAUUCUGCCCUGAAUACCUUGUCACAACUGAAACUGGAAAUAUUGACCGGUAUAUGCUUUGUGGAUAAAGUAUUCUAUGAUUUGUGGUUGUUUUUGACUUCAAUGGGACCUAAUUGCGCUCUGAAGGAAUAUUUAGAAUUAUUUAAAUGUGAAGAUUUUCAAAAUAAGCCACAAACACAAAUGUUGAUGCUGUUUUGUGAUUGCAUGACCCACUACGUAACAGUCCUUGAUGAGCACGAGAUGUACACCGAACAGAAAUGUUUUCAACUAAACGAUUUUGUUAUGCUGACAUAUUUUUUAAAUAACAUUUUGUAUCGCAUCAUAAAUGAGGAUAUAUUUGGCAAUACCAAAAACAUCACCCAAUCCCCGGUCUUUGUAUCGUUGCACAUGCUAAUGUUGUGUCUCUAUAAGAGAGAUUGCCGACGUCGUUUCACCCCACCUAAUCAUUGGUUAAUACCUGAGGUGAAACCUUCGACGUUUAUCAAUGAUUUGGAAAAGGGAAAACGUCAUGCAGUCAUAUUAUUGCAAAAAAUGCCUCACAUUAUACCUCAUGAAGAUCGUGUUAAGCUAUUUAGAAAAUUUGUUCAAAACGAAAAGGCAGUAUUGGGUCUAACAGAAUCAGCUUGUGCCUCGCCACGUUCUGCAUUGAUAGUUGUACAUCGUGAGCGUAUUGUGGAGGAUGGUUAUCGUCAGUUGGCCGCCUUGAAACCUCACGCAUUAAAGGGAGUCAUACGAGUACGUUUCAUCAAUCAACAAGGUCUCCACGAAGCUGGCAUCGAUCAGGAUGGCGUUUUCAAAGAAUUUCUUGAAGAGACAAUAAAACGAGUUUUUGAUCCUGCAUUAAAUCUCUUUAAAACCACAUCAGACCAACGCCUGUAUCCUUCACCCAUAUCCUAUGUGCAAGAUAAUCAUUUGCAACUUUUUGAGUUUGUGGGUCGCAUGUUGGGAAAGGCCGUUUAUGAGGGCAUAGUUGUCGAUGUGCCAUUUGCAUCGUUCUUCUUAUCCCAACUGUUGGGCCAAACUCACCAAGCGCUUUACUCUUGUAUGGAUGAGCUGCCGUCAUUGGAUGCUGAACUCUACAAAAGUCUGACAUUUAUUAAACAUUACGAACAUGAUGUGGCCGAUUUAAAUUUAACAUUUUCCGUGGACCAAGAUGUGAUGGGUAAAAUCGUUACCCAUGAACUGCAUCCAGGUGGUAAAGGACGUGCUGUGACCGAUCACAAUAAAUUAGUUUAUAUACAUUAUAUGGCCUAUUUUCAUAUGAAUACACAAAUACGCGAACAGACUCAGGCAUUCAAUCGUGGUUUUCGUAGCAUUGUCAAUCCCGAAUGGUUGUCGUUAUUCUCACCGCCAGAAUUGCAGCGUUUGAUAUCGGGUGAUACGGUACCCUUAGAUUUGAAAGAUUUACGUAAACACACACAGUAUUAUGGUGGUUUCCAUGAUUCACAUCGCGUCAUUGGUUGGUUGUGGGACAUAUUGGCUAAAGAUUUUACCGAAGAAGAAAAGAAGCUAUUCUUAAAGUUUGUUACGAGUUGUUCGAAACCACCACUAUUGGGCUUUGCCCAUUUGGAACCACCUUUUUCAAUUCGUUGUGUUGAAGUUGGCGAUGAUGAGGAUACUGGCGAUACCAUUGGCAGUGUUAUACGUGGUUUCUUUACAAUACGCAAGAAGGAUCCCCUAAAUCGUUUACCCACCUCCUCGACCUGCUUUAAUUUACUCAAAUUGCCAAAUUAUCAAAAGAAAUCGACACUACGAGAUAAGUUGCGUUAUGCAGUUACCAGUAAUACCGGCUUUGAGUUGUCUUAACUCAACAAGUUUGGUUCGUCGUCAAAUGUAUCACUUGUUUUCAGCAGAUGCAGUUCAAUUAUAUUUGGUUUGAAACCCACAUAUCAAUAUUUAAUGUUCAUUAUGCUUUCAGUAAUUGAUUGUGUUUUGUUUGUUAGCUAUAGCUUUUUUUCAACUUCACACAAAUUUUUAUUUAUAUAUUUUGGAAACUAUUGGGAACUAAUUGAAAAAUGACGUCGUUAAAUAGAUUUCCAUAACUUUGAGAUUCAAAUAUUGCAAUUUAUAUGUAAAUCAUAUAUCGAAAUAAUUGCAACUUUUAUUGCCUGAAUCUUUCUUUUUCAGGCAGAUCUCACGUAUGAAACCAAUUAUUUUCCGGUUCUUAAUUUCUAUUGGAAAUUCAUCACAAAUCUAUAAAAGUAGAAAACUAAAGAAUAUCAGGAUAUAAUUAAAAAAUAUAUAUUAUUAUUUAUAAUUCUUCCCACCAAUGUGCAUCUUGAUUUUUGAGUUUACAUUGAUUGAAUUAUUUUCAAAUAAUUAUUGAUUUUGAAAGGCAAUUUUCAAUCUAUUAGGAACUGUGAUAUUGGAUUUUUUUCGGAAAAGAAAAAUUAUAGAUGGAUUGAAAUCGUUUGUUAUUCAAAAGAGUAUAUCAACAAAAUGAUUGGCAUUAAUUAAUUAUUUUUUUUUUUGAUUCUUAGUUAAAAUUUACAUAUAUUUUUUUAUUAAUUUUGCUCAUUUAUAUUCUAUCUUCAGAUUUUAACACUUGAAAUAUAUAUUGUGGUCAAUGUAUUAUAAAAGAAAACCAUUAUCUUGUAAUUAUACGCAUUCACAUAUACACACAUAAGUUGAACGUAACAUACACAUAAUCUUUAAUAUAUAUAAAUAUUUGAAAUAAACUUAUAAUUAUGUAUACACCGAACAUUUUUCAAAUAAAAUACUAAAACGCUGUGUUUGUGUACGAUAAAUGUAA
Molecule: messenger RNA, 4628 nt
Organism: Musca domestica (house fly)
Lineage: Eukaryota; Metazoa; Arthropoda; Insecta; Diptera; Muscidae
Product: ubiquitin-protein ligase E3B
Exons: 11
Coding region: 449-3682 (1077 amino acids)
Biological process (GO): ubiquitin-dependent protein catabolic process; protein polyubiquitination
Molecular function (GO): ubiquitin protein ligase activity; protein binding
Source: RefSeq, a predicted model, not a curated record